Trypanosoma brucei brucei TREU927 is the source of this 1179-nucleotide messenger RNA. Its product is annotated as expression site-associated gene 3 (ESAG3)-like protein. NCBI's taxonomy places the organism in Eukaryota, Euglenozoa, Kinetoplastea, Trypanosomatida, Trypanosomatidae. The record is from RefSeq and is a predicted model, not a curated record. The transcript has a single exon. The coding region runs from base 1 to 1179 and encodes 392 amino acids.
AUGGCGAAGGGAGGGAAAAGGGUAGUUGCUCGUAAAAAGGGAGGGAGAUUAUAUUUAAUAGUGAUUGCGCUGCUGAUAGUGGUCGGGGUUAUGGCGACAAUGGAUAUAAGAAGUAGCCAUACGGAAACCGGUCACGGGUUGAGAAAAGAAAAUUUCCACAGUAAUUAUGCACCAAGGGUUAGUUAUGUUGUGGUGCAAACGAGACGCUCCCCAGGGUGGUGUAGAAUGCUCUUAAGCUCUAUACUCACCAACGUAAGCGUCACAACAGUUGGAAUGGGCGCAGUGUACAUUCAUGCGUGGAGAUGGACCUGGAUAUAUAAUUAUAUGCUACGGGAGAGGAUGCAUGAAGACGAUGUGAUUGUGAUAUUCGAUGGGGGAGACACUUUUUUCACAGAAACACAUUUAAGAGAAGAUGCCAUGAAGUAUUUUCUGGCAACAACGCCUAGCACGCCUGAAAAGUUCAAUGAAACAGAAAUCUUACAGGGAGCUAUGACACCUCCAAUGCUCUUCACGGCAGAAAAAGGCUGCUACGCGCCGCAAAUGUAUAUCAUGACGGGUGUCGAUCCCAGUAAAAUACCUCAACGGGAAAGAUGUUUAAAUGUGUAUGAAGAGGCAUUUGAGGCGUCUACUCUGGCAGGGACGCAGGCUAUUUUGCGGAAGCACGAAUCUGGAAGGUGGCAUCUCAAUGGCGGAGGAGUAAUUGCAAGAGUGUGGGCUCUGAGAGAGGCCCUAGAUGUUUUCUUCGCGCUCAAAAGGCAGAGUUACAAAUGGUGGUGUGAUCAAAGUAUGUGGUCAUUGAUUUUAGCGUGGAGUGUCAGCAGACCAAAGCACGUGAAACCGGUGUUGCUUCUGAGAAGGGGAAUUAUGAGCCUUGACUACGAAACUCGGUAUUUUCAUUAUCCUCAUACAACGCCGAUUAGGACAGGAGUGAUCCUACAUUUUCCAAUGCCGAUCGUUUUGUGGAAAAACAAAAUGGCAAAAUACGUUGGUGAGACGACAUGGUUUAGGGCUUUGCGAGAUUCCGAAGGAAGACAGAAGACAGUGGCAGAUUACUUAAAGACCGUUUAUGUGGAUAUUCGCUUCGUCUUUGGGUUCAAAAAGUGGAGGAAGUUUAGCAGCGUGUGCAGCAUAAGCGAUGUUGUGAACCCAAACUGGCUAAGUGGUGUGUUGAGAAAGUAA